Messenger RNA from Cyprinodon variegatus (sheepshead minnow), 3987 nucleotides. RefSeq names its product caytaxin-like (gene atcaya). Bases 612 to 1724 code for a protein of 370 amino acids. The record is from RefSeq and is a predicted model, not a curated record. Gene Ontology annotation, biological process: apoptotic process. The transcript has 13 exons. Lineage: Eukaryota; Metazoa; Chordata; Actinopteri; Cyprinodontiformes; Cyprinodontidae. Gene Ontology annotation, cellular component: cytoplasm.
UAGAGGACGGCAGAAAAAACAACUGCAGGAUUAUCCAGCAGAGUGAAGGACACAGAGUCCAAAGCUCGUUUCCCCCAAGUAAACGUAGGGUUAAUUAAAAUGGUUCCAUGGAGGAUUUUGGAUAUGGUCGAGAAAAAUACAUGGAAGAUAUAAAAUUGUGAUGAUGUAUGUGAAUUUACAUGAAGAAAAAAAGGGGAGCUAGAUAGAACGUGCACGGUGCCAGAGCAGAUGCAUUCCCAUUAAAGGAAUUUUUUGUCUUGGAAGGGUGCAAAAAGACUAUCGACUUACUCCUCACGGCCAAUCUCUCUCCAACAGAGGUGGCCAAAGCUGGAGAAGAGGAGGAGUGAUCCAAAACAGAGGUCCCCCCUGUCUCCUGACACCUGCUGCCUGCUAUUUGCUGACACUGAGGACAUUGUAGGACUGUGUCGGUGCAUGAAUGUUUAUGCAUAUAUAUUCAUGAAAGACAGACCAACCCAUGCUUCUCGGCUGAUAUGGGAGAUUCGACCCUGAAAUCUUUGCAUAUGUGACUGAGGAAGAAGAGGACACCCAGACAUAGACCUGACCUGGAGAGAAAAUCUUGCCAUCCAAUUCUGUGCUAUUCCCUCUGAGGGAUGGGCACAACAGAGGCAACCCUACGAAUGGAGAACAUGGAAGUAAAAGAUGAAUGGCAGGAUGAAGACUUCCCAAGACCUUUACCAGAGUACGGCGAUAUGGACCCCUCCUGUGGUCUCACAGAUACCAGAGUCUCUCCUCCUAACUCCUUACACGUGAGCCCAACUGGAGGAGGAGGUGGGGUGUCUUCGUCUCACCGCAAACGCCGCACACUGGUGGCCCCUGAGAUGAACCUGUCCUUGGAUCAAAGUGAGGGCUCUCUGCUAUCAGAUGAUUUCCUAGACACCCCAGAUGACUUGGAUAUCAAUGUGGAUGACAUUGAUACACCAGAUGAAACAGACUCACUGGAAUUCAUAACCAAUGGGAAUGAUUUGGAGUGGGAAGAUGACACGCCUGUGGCUUCCGCCAAGGCAGGUCCAGGUGGCGGCCAUGGCGCACCAGCUGAGGAUGGAAAUGCAAACAAUGGCCGACUGUGGAGAACGGUGAUUAUCGGGGAGCAGGAGCACCGUAUCGACAUGCAAAUCAUCAAACCAUACCUCCGGGUCAUCACACACGGAGGUUAUUAUGGUGAAGGCCUAAACGCCAUCAUUGUCUUCUCUGCUUGUUACCUGCCUGACAGUAACUGUCCAGACUACCACUACAUCAUGGAAAACCUUUUUCUAUAUGUGGUCAGCAGCCUUGAGAUGCUGGUGGCUGAAGAUUACCUGAUCAUUUACAUGAAUGGAGCCACUCCACGAAAUAAGAUGCCUGGAAUCAGUUGGCUGAAAAAAUGUUACCAAAUGAUUGAUAGAAGAUUAAGGAAGAAUCUCAAGUCACUGAUCAUCGCUCAUCCUACAUGGUUUAUCCGCACUGUUCUAGCGAUAUCCAGGCCUUUCAUCAGUGUCAAGUUCAUGAAUAAGAUUCAGUACGUCCACAGUUUGGAUGAACUUGCAGAGAUUGUCCCCAUGGAGCACGUCCAUGUUCCUGAGUGUGUGAUGCAAUAUGAUGAAGAACGAAUUAAAGCCAGGAAGGAGAGGAUGGAGCAGGAGAGACGACAGCAUGAACAGCAGUCAGUCCCACAGGGGCCAAAUCAGAAAUCUGCGAGGCCGAAAUCGAUGAUUGUGGAGCAAUAACUAUGAGAAGGAAACAACAAUGAAGGGAAGGGGGUGACAUAGAGGCAUCCAGCACGUGAACACUUUCUCCCCUCUUUUGUCCACAUCCAGCUGCUAGUUCAUAUUGCUUCGCAGUUAAAAAGGGGACUGCUCUGUCACAUAACACUCACGCCAUCAGCAAUGGAAUGGUCUCCCAACAGGAAAAGGCUGCUCUGUUGAAGGAAUUGUUUUUUUUAAUAGAAGUCGACAUCACCUGUUGUAGGAUCGGAUAUGUGGUUCAUAUUAAAUUGUUGCACCAUGAUUAGGGAUUUGAUUCAUUGCUUUACUUUUCCCAGUCAUGUAACAUCUGGUCUUACAUGACUGGGAGACCAAGGUUACAAUCAUGGCUGAUUUAAUGUCACAGAAUUAAUCAUAGUAGUUGAAAAUGUUAUUUUUUAUCAUAGCUUAAAAUGAAAAGUGGUUCGAUGGCUUGUGUUGUAAAAUAUGAGUCUCUGAGAUGCAGCGAGUUUCCUGUGCGGGCACCACUAAAUCAAACUCCUUGCACAAAAGCACAUACUGCUUUUAAGGAAAUUGUUGGCUCAGAUGCUGAUAUAGCAAAGUAAAAAAUAUGCCUUCAUCUCUCUUUCAUCUUACCUCAUAGCUGCUUUAACUCUAAGGCCUUUCCGAGCUCAGUCUUAAUCUUUCUGACAUUUAAAAAAAAAGUCCAAAUAGACUAACCUUAAUUUAUGUAAGUCUCCUCUCUUUCUGGCCUCAGUUGCUAUGUGAAUUACUAUCUGUACUUUAUUGUGUAUUAUGAUGUGCCUGCGUUAUACUCAUAAUAAACUACAUGUUUGCAUUUUUCUGAUCUAGAAAAAUCACAUAGGAAGACUUAUCUAUAUAACAAAUGCAUUGUAGAUAUUUGUUUUAUGGGCAAACUUCAGACAAAUCUUAGGUGAAAUGUUUAUAUUACUACAUACCAGAUGCAUGUUUUUCAUAGAAAUAAUAGUACUAACCCUGUACAGUUAGAAAUUUCACUUGGAACAAGACAUGUGAAUUGAAAUAGAUAACUACCCUGAAGCCUUUUGUUUUUUUAAAUCCUUUUUCAUUCAUUUUGUGCUUUGAUAGAAAGUGAAGUCUAGGAGUCUCUGAUGAGACAAGUACGGAAUUGUGGGUUUUUACACCUUAGCACAUGUCACAAUAAAAAAGAAAAGGGAUAUAUAUGUCCAAACAUUACAGCAAAGUUUGUGUUAAAUAAAAAAAAAAAAUCAUGUUAUGCUGUGGCAUUUAGAGCUCUUUCAGUGUCAUAAAAAAAUCCUGAAUCAAGUUUUCUACAAAAUAACCCUUACCCCUUCUGUAGCAAACCUUCUUCUUUACACAGUGCAGUCACACAAGGACUGUUUUCCCGAAAAAAACAUGUCCAUUGUAUUUUCAGACUGAAAUGCCGCUCCUUAUCUGAAAUUCUAAUAAAGUUUUGGCAUGUUUCAGCAUCUGUUAACCCUGCUCUGUAAGUUGACAUGGCCUGUCACGUCCCAGCUGUUGCCCCUGCUGUUUCACUUUAUCAUAAUACCAUUAACAGUUGUUAGUAGCGAGGAAAUAGCACAAUGUAAUUAAAGGAACUCCUGGGAAUGACCCAUUGCUUUGCAAAUGUUUUAAACAGCAAUUUUCAGUGUUUGCUGCUGAAUUUUACACACCUAUGGCCCUGCUAGCAACUGUACCAUAUAAUUGCAAUGGUUUGGAGGGGAAAACAUUUGUUUCAAUGCUGCUUAUCCCUAUUUAAUCUUAGAUAGGAUUUAUGCAGCUUGAAUUUUGUAAAUUUUUUUAACUACCUUAAAUAUUAGUUAAGAGGUGAUUAAAAUCAGUUUUUUAAGUUUUCUAUAUUUUAAGAUUCUUAAAAAGAGGGGAUAUAGAAACCACAGGCCUGUUAACAUGUAUUUCUGAUGUUGAUUUGCACUACUGGAUAUGGAUCGUCACAAAAAAUAAAACUUAUUUAAGUAGUGUUUAUAUAUUAGGUUUCUACACUGCAGUAGGGAGAGAAAACUGUUUGAAAUUUUUAAUUUAAGUUCUGCUCAUUUGAAGUAGGGUAUUCUGAAUAAAAGGUUCUGUCAUUCUUUUUUUUGAGUGCCAUUUUUUUUUUUUACAUUGUUUCUAAAGAGGCUGGUUUAAUGAGUGAACUGAGUGCCUAUUGCUAAACUUAAAUGCAAUUUAAACCAAUGUCAGAAUGUAGAGUGAAGUGUUUUGAUUUAUAGCAAAUUUAUUUUAUUUAUAAUGUAUCAAUACAAUCCUUCCAAAAUAUAAAUGUUCACUG